AAUCAUGUCGGAGGAAACGGACACUAGCCGGCAGAGGUUCUCCGGAACUUACCGCUGGUUCCCAGAGCAACUGUUAGAACGAGGCCGUUCAUCAGACAUUGCCUAAACAUUUUUUUUUCGUAAUCUUAAAUUCGAGUGCACAAUGUAAGCUCGAUAAGAUUUACCAGGAUAAAAGCCAGCAUACUAUACCUGUCUGCAUUGAAGUGUGCAGCGAUGCGGUGCUACCUUCCAGGAUUAUUUAACAAUAGUUCCAAGCGGAACUGUAGUCUCAACAUUGAGUAUUUUAUGCUCUGUUCUCUCUUCCAUUAAUUUUUGAUAUAGCUUAUGCCGCGUUCACAGUGGGCCUUGACACCAAAAUUUAGUCAAAAACAAAACGCAAGAUAAUCUUUAGUUCUGUAUGAUUUGAAUACUUGAUAUCGUAUUACGCAGUAAUAUUAUUUACUUUUGAGCAUUAUUUUCAUGAUAAAAAUGCGUUCGGGUAUUGUAUCAGAUUGCUCUAAUAAAACGGGAAGAUCUCAAAAGUCAAGAGCUCAAUUAGAAAAAGAAAAAAUUGUUAAAAUAACUUAUCAAAGGUUGCCCGUUAAUCCUGAUGAACGAAAAUUGUGGUUGGAUAAUUUAGGAAUCCUGGACUUAAUAAACAAACAGUAUUAUGCUCAUUGCACUUUUCAGAUGCAUCAUUUGACAGAACAUCUAUGUCUCGCAUUAGGCUUAGAGACAAUGCUGUUCGAUACGUCAAACUACCUUUAAUAUUUAAUAAUGAAGGAACUAUGGUAGGAUAAGUCAGACACAAGGAUGAAGGAAGUAAUAUUGUGGCCUUAACAACUUCUUAACCAUUGGAUAAUUCUUCAAUGAAUGGGAUAACAAUGGAAACAUACUGUUUAGAAUCAUUUUCAAUCGAAGAUAAAGAGACAUCAUAAACGUCUCUAUGACAAAAGAUCUUCCUGCAGAUGGAGAAUUAGAAAUAUUACAUGAUAUUGAUUUGGUUGCCACUGAUCAUCAAUAUUGUUUGCCACCUGCGUUGCGAUGAAAUUGGUCUAUUGGUAUCUAUGGGUCAUGAAAACAAUAUACGAGAAUGUUGCCAAGCUACGUGAAAACGGCAGAAAGGAUUUGGUCCAUUGGCCCAAUUAUAAUAUCAUUCACCAAAAAGGAAUUAGCGGUAUUAAUGACGACAAAGUAUUCGAAGAAUCGGAGGACAACAGAGGACAUGAAAUUUUACAGGUUCCUUUGAAUGGAAAUGACUUCCACGCUAUUAACUUUUCAGAGGAUUUCAAGAUAAAAUACGGUUUUUGGAAAAUCUUUUUCUUAAUCCUCAUUAUAUUGAUACUUGUAAUCGCCCUUGUGUGCUGCUAUCGUUAUUUGUAUCUGAAGUUAUGGUCAGUGUAUCAAAGGAUGUCCUUAAAAAGAAGCACCGAAUCAUUAAGUAAUCAAGAGCGGGAUCUUUUGAAAGACUGGAUAGUUCCUAAAAAAGAUGAUUUACACGAGGAUUUUGAACCAUUGAUAAAUCAAGAAAAGAACAAACUUUUUUGCAAUGAGGAGGAUCGUUUUGAAACUCAAGAAUCUCUUCUACAGAGUGAUGGAGAUAGAACACAAAUUGUAAUGAAAGAUUUGGCAACCGAUUUAAUAUUUGAAACACAGGAAAAGGAAUCGUUUUCGGAAACUUUUCAGAACUCAAUAGAACUUCAACAAAUGGAACCUAAUCAUGAAAUAAUGAAUGAGUUUUAUAACGAUAAAUUAGAGAUAGAAAAGGUGUCUACCAAUGAUGCAAUAAUUAAUAUACCAAUAACACAUAACAAAUCGAAUCUACAACGAAGCUUAUCAGCCUGUGACAUAAACAGAAUAUGUAUUAUCAAAAGGAAAUAUUCAGAUCCUGGAUUACAAUUAAUAGAUGCCAUAGAGGUUUGCCAUAGGGAAAUCUGUAACCAUUUUAAAGAAUUGUCAAGCCCUAAAAUUGAAGAGAAUACUAGAGUAGAACAAGAACUUUUUGAACCACCAAGAAUUCAACAAUUCAAUUCCAAACAUGAAGGGGCUGGUGAAUCGUUAAAUGAUUUUGAGCUUACAAAAAACUAUGAUAACUUGAGCAUGUUACUUUCACAUCGUAUGAAGCAACAAAUACACCCAUGUCAGAGGAAAUAUUGCCUUCUUGCUAGACAUCUAAGGAAAAAGGGACAUCAUGAUGAGAGAAAGUGCCAGUUAUGGUAUACUUGUUAUGCACACUAUUUAGCAGAUCAAGCUGCAAAUUGCAACAAUGGGAAUAUAUGUGAGGAUACAUAUGACGAGUUUGAGAUGAUGCGUGUUGCACCAGAUCAAAGGAAACGACUCAAUCGUAUCAUUCACGAAAGAAGAAGACGAUUUUUGGGAUAACCAUGCUAGUUUAGUAAAAAUCAAAAUAUAUUUGUAUGGAAAAAUGGUUGAGUAUAAAGUUUUACAUGACGUUUAUAUUAUUUGAUAUUUG
Cephus cinctus (wheat stem sawfly) is the source of this 2452-nucleotide messenger RNA. RefSeq lists its product as uncharacterized. The record is from RefSeq and is a predicted model, not a curated record. NCBI's taxonomy places the organism in Eukaryota, Metazoa, Arthropoda, Insecta, Hymenoptera, Cephidae. The coding region runs from base 1024 to 2361 and encodes 445 amino acids. The transcript has 9 exons.